Messenger RNA from Lachancea meyersii CBS 8951, 2016 nucleotides. The record is from the annotation of a GenBank genome assembly. NCBI's taxonomy places the organism in Eukaryota, Fungi, Ascomycota, Saccharomycetes, Saccharomycetales, Saccharomycetaceae.
AUGACAAGUUCCUCUGACCAUGGAAUACUGUGGUUCAACAAGUCCUCUGUCAAAAUCGGCGAAAUAGAACGCUAUGUUAUCACUUUUCAGCUAUACGAUGACGAGAACGGGCUACCUGCAGACUUGUCGCUCAAUUCCCUGUGGUUAAGGAUUCGAAACAUCGAAAAUGUCACCUUCAGAGCAGCUUACCUUAUGGGUCCAUACCUGCUGUACUGCGAUGUGAGAACCGCAGACUACCAUCAUUCUCAGCAUCUUUUCGUUUCUGCCGAUCAACCCAAAUUUGAGCCCACUCUGCAACCACAGCAGGACUUCUACGCCGAGCUUUCUUUGCACAAUCUCAAGAAAACUUACGUUUGGAUCGUAGAUGUAGCAAGCCAGAUCAUUUUCACUAACACCAGCCAGAUCGGCUUCGAGAUCUCGAUUGGGUCGUCUAAGAAGAGUCUGGAAAAUGCUGAGCUCAGCUCGCAUCCACUGGCAAGUUCAUCUUUCUCAAAGCUCUCUGUGACACGUCUGGACACGUUAGAUCAAUGGAAUCUCAAUGAUCACAUUUCCCCUCAUGCGAAUCAAAAAGAACAUUUAGUCGUCUUGACCCACGGACUGCACUCAAACGUUCCGGCAGAUCUGUUCUACCUCAAGGAGCAAAUUGAAAAGUGUCAGAAGUACUACAAUGACGAGCAGAUCGUGGUGAAAGGUUUCACCGGAAACGUUUGCAAGACAGAAAGAGGUGUCAAAUAUCUUGGCACCAGAUUGGCCGAAUAUGUGGUUCAAGAGCUGUACAACGAUCGAGUAACAAAAAUCUCAUUUGUCGGGCACUCAUUAGGUGGGCUCGUUCAAGCGUUUGCUGUAGCUUACAUCGCAGCAAACUAUCCUUGGUUUUUUGAAAAGGUGGACCCAAUCAACUUCAUCACACUGGCAUCUCCAUUACUUGGUAUUGUGACAGACAAUCCAGCAUAUAUCAAUAUUUUGUUGUCAUUUGGUAUUGUUGGGAAAACUGGUCAAGAUUUGGGGCUCAAAGAGCAAUCCGAGGCCGAGAAGCCUCUACUGUAUUUUCUUCCAGGAGAGCCAACUAAAACAAUUCUGAAAAAGUUUAAGCGUCGAACUCUUUACGCUAACGCGGUCAACGACGGCAUUGUACCGCUUUAUUCGGCUUCUUUACUUUUUCUCGACUACCAAGAGGUUUUACAACAACUUCAAGAAUCGCCCGACUUCAAUCAAAAAUUGGUGACUACAACUCCCGCUGAAUUUAUCAUGAAGAAUUUCAUAUCUCCCAUUUCUAAAGCCAUUAGCCUGUUGGCGCCUCAAAAGUUUCCAGAGAGUGGCUCAUCAGGAAAAAUCCCAAAGGUUUCCGUAAUAGAAUCCGCGGCUUCCAUAUUGAUACCACCAGUGCCAGAAAAAUCAUACAUCAUGGACCCGGCGACACGAGCUAAUGUCAUUAUUCAUGACAAAUUGUAUACAGAGGCUGACAUUCCAGCAAGAAACUCGCAGUCCGAAAAACAGCUUCUGGGUAGUGACAAUAUGUUAUUGCGAACAUUUGUCGCGAAUUCAGAGAAGUCGUGUCAAAAUCUAGAGGAGGAUAUUGCAAGGCGUUGGCAUGAAGGUCUAACAUGGCGAAAGGUGAUAGUAUGUUUAAAGCCGGACGCUCACAAUAAUAUUAUCGUAAGAAGGAGGUUUUCCAAUGCAUAUGGGUGGCCUAUAGUUGAUCAUUUAACGCAAAAUCACUUCAACGGCAUAGAUACCGAACCCUGCAUUCCCGAUAGCGAGGUCGGGGCACCAGAUAGUAAUGAUUUGGAAUACGAUAACAGCUGGGUCAAUUUCACAGAUAAAAGAAGCCUUUUCGAUGUUGGCCCAACGGGAAUGAUUUCGACAGUUACCGAAAUGCUGGACUCACUAAGCAAGAACAGUCCGAUGUUGAAUCGAAAUUCAAGCUCAUCUCGCAGGCGAGGCAGUAGUUUUGACCAGGACCAACUGUUCAAAUAUGAGCUUGAAAAAAAAGAUUUAACCGGGGAUCCUUUAUAG